Molecule: messenger RNA, 4120 nt
Organism: Gadus chalcogrammus (walleye pollock)
Lineage: Eukaryota; Metazoa; Chordata; Actinopteri; Gadiformes; Gadidae
Gene: alkbh8
Product: alkB homolog 8, tRNA methyltransferase
Exons: 12
Coding region: 18-2324 (768 amino acids)
Biological process (GO): tRNA wobble uridine modification
Cellular component (GO): cytoplasm; nucleus
Molecular function (GO): tRNA binding; S-adenosylmethionine-dependent methyltransferase activity
Source: RefSeq, a predicted model, not a curated record
CAGAUAACAGUAAGACCAUGGAGCUCAGUGAGGCCAGCGUGAAUGCUGUCAAAAUGAGUAAAGAGCGGAAGAAACUCAUCCGAAAACAAAUGAAAGCAUGCCAUAUUUUACUAAAACAUGACGGUAUUAAAACAGCAUCGCACGUCACUAAGAGUCUGGUGGUGGCUAACGGUGGGCUGGGGAAUGGGGUGAGCCGAGAGCAGCUGUGUGCAGCCAUGAAGGAGAUGGGUGAGCUGGAGACCAUUAUCAUGUCUCCUCAUAAACCAUAUGCCUUUGCUACAUACAGUUCAGAGCAGAGUGCCCAGAAAGCUCAUGGCCUUCUCAAUGGACACCUGUUGCAUUGUGGAGACAACAGUGUGACACUCUACCUCAGUUUUGUUGAUUCAGUACCCUGUGAGGCAGAGGAGCAUGUGCCUCUCCCAGAAGGCCUCUCAUUGGUCGAGGACUUCGUCUCUUCAGAGGAAGAGGCUUUGCUGUUGGCAGCUGUCGAUUGGGUCACGUUUGAUGAUGACACAGCUCAGAAGGCUUUGAAACACAGACGAGUGAAGCAUUACGGUUAUGAGUUUCGCUACGACACAAACAAUGUGGAGAAAGACAAACCUUUAUCGGUCGGCCUUCCUGAUGAGUGUGUGCCUAUACUGGAGAGAUGUUUGAAGGACGGACACAUCGGAGCCAUGCCAGACCAACUGACUGUCAAUCAAUACCAGCCGGGACAAGGUAUCCCCCCUCACGUUGACACUCACUCAGCCUUUGAAGACACCAUCCUCUCUCUGAGCCUUGGAUCCAAGACGGUGAUGGAGUUCCGUCAUCCAGACGGCCGCGUGGUGGCUGUGCUGUUGCCAGGGCGAAGCCUCCUGGUGAUGAAGGGGGAGAGCCGCCACCUCUGGAGCCACGGGAUCACGCCCAGGAAGUUUGACAUGGUGCCUGCCUGCGACCCCGAACCCCCUGCAGCGAUAACCCCUGACCUGGGAAAUCCAGGCAAUCUAACCCUGAGCAAGAGGGGCACCCGCACCUCGUUCACCUUCCGCAGGAUCAGGCGAUCGCCCUGCCAAUGUGCGUUUCCCUCCGCGUGUGACAGCCAGGGAGCUCCGUCCUCACUUCCCUCGGCCCCAUCACUCCCGCGUUGCCAAGGCGAUGCGGCCCGCCUGGAGGAGGAGUACGUGCACCGCGUGUACGACGCCAUCGCCCCCCACUUCAGCGGCACGCGCCACUCGCCCUGGCCGCGAGUGUGUGACUUCCUGUCCUCCCUGGUGCCUGGCGCUGUGCUGGCCGACGUGGGCUGCGGAAACGGGAAGUACCUGGGAGUCAACCCGGAAGUAGUGGCGUUGGGUUGUGACCGUAGCAGUGCCCUGGUCCACAUCUGUGCAGAGAGGGGUUUUCAGGCGUUUGUGUCUGAUGCCCUCAACGUCCCCAUGCUCACUGCCUCAUGUGAUGCAUGCAUAUCUAUUGCUGUGAUACACCAUUUUUCCACACCGGAGCGUCGCCUGGCUGCAGUCAGGGAACUGAUGAGGCUGCUGAAGCCCGGAGGUCGGGCUCUCAUCUAUGUAUGGGCUCUUGAACAGGAAUACAACAAGCAGAGGUCAAAGUACCUCAAACACCAGAGCAGGGAACCUUCCGGAAGCCCAAACACUGCAGAGGGCCAAUCAGAGGGCAGCGCAUCACCCAAGAGGACUGUAAAUAGCCACGGCGACGUAGGCAUCACAAAUGUUGACAGACUAGAUACAGAGGUCAGUGGCCCCAUAGAUCAGAGGCCAGGCGAGGACCAGGUGCACCACGGGAAACUGAGUGUCCACACCAACCGCACCGCUUUCAACUCCCAGGACUUGCUGGUUCCCUGGCAUCUGAAGGAUGGGAAGGGCAAGGCGGGAAAGGGAAGGAAAGGAGGGAGAGAAGCUGGGAACCGUGACAUGAUAAGAGAAACGGCCUUGGCUGUUUCUAAAGAUAACCCCUCGAUCGCCGAAAAUAUCUUGCCUUCUAUCGGGCCUGCUUCAGACUGCAAGACUGAACCAACUGAUUCCAAUCAACGGAGCACACACCCAGACUCAAUGUCGGCUAAGGUUGCGACCCCUAAUGCUUGUCUGGAUUCCAGCCUGCCAUCCUCAACAAAGGAUACUGAUCAUGCAUGCAAAUCCUGUCCCGGUUUUGAAGCUGCUGCUACACCCGCUAUCCCAGAGUCCAGUACGGCGGCAGCUGUAUUCCACCGCUAUUACCAUGUCUUCCAGCAGGGAGAGAUUGAGAAGGUGUGUUGUCAGGUAGAUGGUGUCAGAGUUCAGACCAGCUACCAUGACCAGGGCAACUGGUGUGUGAUACUGGUGAAAGACUGAACAAAUGAAUACAAGAACCGCUGCCCAACAAACGUAUGUUAUAAACAUAUGCCCCCCCUACACACUCACACAUAGAGCUUGGAUAAAAUGAUGAGCCAUGUGCCUCAGUUUUACAUGGCGUAUUAACUAUUAUUAAUAAUCCUCCUGCACAUAUGUGCCGAUUGGUUGAUUGAUCCUAAACAUGUUAUUAUGUUAAAAUUACGUGAACCCCAUAUCUAAUAAAUUUUUAAUUGUUCUCUGUUGUCUGCUGUAUUGUAAGUAUUUCAUAAAUUCUGCUUGGGUCACACGGGGCCAAGAGGCAGUUUCCAUGGUGGGAGCCAAACUCCCUAUAUUUAGAUCAGCAAGGAAGAGCAGACCUAGAUAAAUCAGUGUCAGCAAAUAAUUGUUGCCACGUGUUUUGAUUUAGUGUGUUGCUCAGCGGAACUUUGGGUUUCCUGGAACAUUUUGACAAAUUGCAAGCUCUCAAAGAUGAAUUUAGUUCAUUUUAUUGUUUUAGUUCCCCCAUUAUGGAAGGCUUCCGAGGCAGCGAGACACUGGCUGAAAUUGGGUUGUGCACCUCGUCUCGUCCAGCGUCUGCUAUGCAACACAAGACAAAUCAAACCCCUGAUAGCCUGAAUUGGACAUCUUCCGGGACAAUCUCGCCUCCUGCUCCGCCCCGUUAACAGAAAAAGAGACAGCGGUCGGUAACUCACAACAGCCUCCUUAGAUCCGAUUAAGAUUCCUCUCCCCGUGUCCUCAUGCAGUUCAAUACCAUGAAUCCUUGGUCUACUUUGCUUCUGCUUCCUUCCCCCCGUCUUCCUAUCUCGAGCUCACAUCCUAGCCCAGCCUCCCACAUUUGCUGUGGCUGAAAUACAUUCACCAGGUCAUGUUUGGUGCCCACAGUCUGAGUCGGAGCGAAAGUGUCACGUUUGAGGGAGGGAUGAUUUGCUCAGGUUGGAUAGGUGGGAAAAGUUGACAGAUUUAGCUGAAAGUGUGGUCCAAAUUAUAUUCAAUUUAUUGUAAUUCCAGAAAUGGACCAGAGUGCCCUACAUUUUUGCAGGUGUAAAAUAAAAACUAUUUCACAAUUUAUUCUUUGUUUAAUCAAGAUUUAUAUCAUGAGUAUCAAUACAUUUAAGCAUCGACACACAUUUACCACAGUAUUGUUGGAUUAUUUAUUUUGUACCCUCUCUGACUCUCAUCCUCCCUCACCCCCCUACAUAACACCUUUACCCUGAGGGUUUUCUCCCAGACGAUUUGAAAGACAAUGAAUUACAAGAAAUUACAUGUGGUUACUUCAAACCCACCUAGACCUACAGAGUCAAACAUGCUGGGACGAUGGCCAGAGACUGCUGAGAUCCACCAGCAGACGUUUGGUGGUUGAUAAUGGUAAAUUGUCUUGUGUGUGCGUGCAUCCAAGCACACAUGACUACACACAAUGUAGUCAUGUUCCCAAGAUGGUCUACAAAAAGCGCAUGCUGGAUACUUUGCCCGUGCCCUUUUUAUUUCAUGCAGGCUGUAUCCACAUGUUAUAAAUCAACUCACAAAAGUGAAAAUAAAUGGUUGUCACAUUGAGAAGUGUCUACUUUAAAUUGGUUAAAAAAUGUACGCGUUACAUAACAAUCCAGAAAACCCGCCGCCCCCCCCCCGUUUACUUGUAUUUGGUUUACAGGCCAGUCUUUACCUCUCCAAUAUGGCGGCCACGUUGACGUCUUGCAUCGAACGGCCGAAGCAUUGCGGCGUCGCUGAAUCAACGCCCCUCCUUCAUGCCCGUUCUGUGAGCACUCAGAGACCUUCCUGCAGAAGUCGCAAGUAGUGGU